UUGGGUGUAGAAAGGACGGCGUCCCAGUGUUCCGCCAUCAUAUAGCUCAGCCUCGUACUUGGCACUGCCUCAGCUUCGGAUUGUCGCAUUUCUUCCCUUUCAACAAACAUCUGCAUGUCGGGGAAUAUUAUAAUAUAUACGAUGGACCAUAAUGCCUCAUCCUGACGCACCAUUACAAACUGUCAAAGACCGGUCGAAGAAUACUUCGAAUUUGUCGCCCCUGAUGUUGAAUGGAAAGGGGUCAUCGGCGGCUCCGCAGCUCAGUGUGGACGAUGGCAAUCUAGAAAUGAAGAAUAUCGCAGCCGCGGAGCCAGCGCUCGAUGCGAGCCAAGAUAUAAUGCAGCUGGCCAGACUUGGAGACAUUUCCUCAGUACAGAAGCUCUAUGAUGCAGGCGUUUUCACACCAUUACACUGUGAUGAUGAGGGUAUCACUCCGCUCCAUUGGGCGGCAAUCAACAAUCAGUAUGCGAUGUGUAAAUUUCUCCUGGAGGCCGGAGCAGAUGUAAAUAAGAAGGGCGGAGAGUCGGUCGCUACACCCGCCAUGUGGGCGGCCCAAAGGUGCCAUUACUAUACUGUGCAUCUCCUUCUGGAGUAUGGGGCCGACCCCUUACUCACGGACGUCCAAGGUUAUAAUAUCUUGCACCUUGCAACCUUUGAAGGAAAUGUCUUCCUUCUGGUUCUACUACUCCACCAAAAUAUCCCUGUGGACGUGCGUGAUUCACAACAACACACAUGUCUGAUGUGGGCUGCGUAUAAAGGAUACCCAGCUUGCGUCGACUUGUUUCUUCGGUGGGGCGCCGAUGUGCUUGCCACGGACGAAACGGGGUUCACACCAUUACAUUGGGGACUUGUUAAAGGGUCAGUGGGCUGCAUCCAAAAGCUCAUUGAAUAUGGCUCGGAUAGGUUCGUUGCAGCCGCCAGCGGUAAAACUCCAUCUGUAAUGGCAGACGAGAUGAAAACGACAUUUGCAUGGCACAAGGCACUCAAGGAAUGUGGUUAUAAGGAAGACGGUAGCCUCGCUGCCUUUAACUUCCCGACCCCGCCAUACUUCAUCCAAAACAAACGAUCAGCCAUGGCGAAAUUUUUAUUUUUCUGGCCUUUUCUGAUCAUCUGGUGCAUGCUGAUGAUCACGAGCCAUAUGGUUGUUUAUGCAGGAAUUCCAAUUGCCCUACUUGUAGGAUAUUGCUUGCAGUUAUUGGCCCAAAAAGCUAUGGCAUAUGCACCUUCGGAUAUGAGACAACUCCAUAAAACACCGUGGCUUUCAGGGAUAUUUGCCGGUACUCUGUUUUUUGUUGGUAUUAGCUGGGUCACAACACUUUUACCUGCAACCUACGCUUCAUAUCCUAUUGUAAAUACCCUCUUCGCCAUCGCAUAUUCUCUGUGCGGUUAUUUUUACUUUUGCACCAUGUUCUACGAGCCAGGAUACGUACCGAAGCUAGCGGGUCUUACAGAACAGAAGGCUGCUAUCAAUGAACUGCUGAGCUUAUGGAAAUUUGACGACCAAAAUUUCUGUGUGCAAUGUAUGGUUCGGAUGCCUCUCAGAAGUAAACAUUGCAAGAGGUGCAACAGAUGCGUAGGAAAACACGAUCACCAUUGCCCUUGGGUUUAUAACUGUGUUGGUGUCAAUAACCAUCGCCACUUCUUCCUUUAUCUUGUUUUCUUGGAACUCGGUGUAGGCCUCCUUAUUGCUAUCACGGUUAGCUAUUAUGAUUCCAUGACGGAGAAGGGAUCCCCAGAGUGUAAUAUCCUUCCGGAGUCAAUAUGCCGCUACGUCAACAGCGACCCUUACACUCUUAUCCUUGCUGUAUGGGCGGCGUUGCAACUCACCUGGGUUACAAUGCUACUCUUCGUGCAACUUAUUCAAAUCUCACGAGCUAUGACAACGUAUGAGAAUAUGCGCGGUUCUCAUCAUGGCCAUGGGCACGGCGCCUCUGAGGCGAUUACAACGGCUCUAGCUGCUGGAACUUUAUCAAUGGGUGGAGCACAAUUAGGCAGCGAAGGCAGAGGUCCAGAUCCCGCAGUUGCCGCAUCAUCACACGGCCAUCGUCACCACCGCCAUGAUCAUGGAGGCUGCUUUGCCCAAUGGAAGAAAAUCCUGGGUGUCAAUACAUUUGUUGAGACUGCUCUAAACGCAGACAAGGAUAGGCCUAGGGCAAACCUCAAUCCGUUCUCUAGGGGUUGCCUAAAGAACUGCAAAGAUUUCUGGUGCGACCCUGCACCGAUAUUCGGGAGCCGGGAGAAUGGCUCGGCGAUGCUAGAUGGGGAGGUCGUUAAUUACACGACAAUGUACGAGACUCCAAGGCGGAUGAUGACAACAAGGCCGCGGAGUUGGAAUGGGGAUACGGCUGGUAGCUAUGAAAGGCUUCCAGCAGAUGAUGACAAUGUCUAGGUUAAUUACCUUAAGAGUGUAUUAUAAAAUUUGAAGCGAACAGGGCUAGAACAUAAUAUAAGUUGGGAUUGUCUUAUACUUU
This is a messenger RNA of Pseudogymnoascus destructans, 2471 nucleotides long. It is a transcript of the gene AKR1, whose product is annotated as palmitoyltransferase akr1. The transcript has 7 exons. Gene Ontology annotation, molecular function: palmitoyltransferase activity; protein binding. The record is from RefSeq and is a predicted model, not a curated record. Gene Ontology annotation, biological process: protein palmitoylation. Gene Ontology annotation, cellular component: Golgi membrane. Lineage: Eukaryota; Fungi; Ascomycota; Leotiomycetes; Thelebolales; Thelebolaceae. Bases 152 to 2389 code for a protein of 745 amino acids.